Messenger RNA from Nomia melanderi (Alkali bee), 1889 nucleotides. It is a transcript of the gene Dronc, whose product is annotated as Death regulator Nedd2-like caspase. Gene Ontology annotation, molecular function: cysteine-type endopeptidase activity. Lineage: Eukaryota; Metazoa; Arthropoda; Insecta; Hymenoptera; Halictidae. The record is from RefSeq and is a predicted model, not a curated record. Gene Ontology annotation, biological process: proteolysis; regulation of apoptotic process.
AAGCAGUCGAAUCGCUCCGCGAAAAUCUGUAACGGGUUCAGUCUAUUCUCAUGCCUUGCCCGUGAUGCUAUCUCAAAAAACUACCCCAAUCUCAGCAAUCAUUCGUCUUAGAUGAUUUUUAGAGAUUUAUUCACACCUAAAUAGUCGACAUGAGGUAGGAGAUAAUCAUGUACGUCGACAAAUCCAUGCACGCAUACAUCCGAUAUGGUAACCAUACUGCGUAUGUUGAACAUACAAUGACUCAUUUUGUUUCAAUGUCGAGAAACACUGACGACAAUCGUUACUGACCGUACAAUUGCAUCUUCUUGUAUGGAACUUUACAAUCGAUUCGCUCAUACUUCCCAUCGAAAACUAUUCAUAAUACAAGCACAACAGUUUCUUACUGAUAUUCAACAUGAAUCAAAAACAUCGAGAUGUGAUAGAUAUGUACUGUGAAAUUCUAGUACCUAGAAUAAAUAUAAACACGUUAUGGCCAAAGUUAUUGGAAAAUAAAAUUUUUAAUAGAGACGAUGUAAACGUACCACGUUGGAAGGAGACACUCGCAGACAAUUCGACUACACAGGACAUAUAUUUGACUAUUAAAACACGAGGACCGUACGCGUUCAAUCGUUUCGUCAAAAGUUUAAGACAAAGUGGACAUGAAAGUUUAGCUGACAUUUUGGAGGGAAAAAAAGUUACAUUUUUAGAGAAUGAAUUGAAUACAACAACUAUUAGUAAGGAUAAUGAUAUAAAUAAUGAGACUAUUCAAGAGAGAACUUUUAAGUCAACCAAAGAAGGGAUACAAGACAAUUUUUUCUACCAUAUGCAGUUGUCAGAAGUACCUCUACAAAUUAAAGUACGGAAGGCUACAAAAUUUUUAGAUGGACCUGUGUAUGAAAAUGUUCAAAGAUACCCAAUGCGGAGUAAACCUCGUGGAUUGGUUUUAAUAGUUACAAACAUUCAUUACAAGUAUUCCACUCAAGAUCCUAGAUAUUCGGCAGCUCUUGACGAAAAGAAUGUCAAGCACCUUUUUGAACAGAUGGGAUUUCAGGUCAUUCCUUACACCGAUUUAACUAAAAAGCAAUUUAUGGAGAACAUGAGGGAAUUCUCUCAACGCAAAGAUUUACGAAAAGUCGAUUCAUGUUUUGUCGUCGUUAGUAGUCAUGGUAACAUAAAUUCGCAGUACGAGAUUACUGAAAUAGAGUGUGUGGAUAAUAAUUAUGAGAGUGAACUACAAAAUGACAAAAACGUUUUGUGCAAAGAUAUUCUGGAUUACUUUAUUGCAGAAGUUUGUCCCCAUCUUGCUGGAAAGCCAAAGAUCUUCAUUUUUCAAUUAUGUAGAGGGAAAAAAGUACAGAAAUCGAUAAGAGAACCACGACACACAACCGAUAUAUCUAAUUUUCAUUCGACGGAUGAAAUGAUCAAUUCUAAGAUGAAUUGUAACGAGACAAUAAGAAAUUAUGCGGAUAUAUUAGUGGCCCAGGCUACUCUUCCAGAACAUGUAGCUUUCCGAGAUAAAAUAACUGGAAGUUGGUUCCUCCAAAUUUUAUGCGAAGUAUUUAUGAAUUAUGCGCAUAAAACUCAUGUUCAGGACUUAUUUAACAUGGUGGACGAACGAUUAAAAAUACAAAGAACAAUAAACGACGAAUGUCAAACUUCGAUAGUAACAUCAGUAGGAUUUAAUAAACAUUGUUUCCUGAAUCCAGGCCUUUUCGAAGAAACAUAGUCUAGUGCUAAUGAUAAAAUAGCCAUUCGAACAAUUAUAAAUCUAUUAUUUUCAUAUUCGUUUAUUAUGAAUCAUCUAUGGAAUCAAAUGAAUUUUAUUCACCCAUCAAUGUUGGGUUUUCAUUAUGUACUUUUUAUUAUAUUUUAUAGAAUUGAUCAAGAAAUAUAUAAAUUUGUAUGCACAA